This is a messenger RNA of Megalobrama amblycephala (Wuchang bream), 5661 nucleotides long. It is a transcript of the gene grin3ba, whose product is annotated as glutamate receptor, ionotropic, N-methyl-D-aspartate 3Ba. NCBI's taxonomy places the organism in Eukaryota, Metazoa, Chordata, Actinopteri, Cypriniformes, Xenocyprididae. The transcript is spliced from 9 exons. The coding region runs from base 230 to 3595 and encodes 1121 amino acids. Gene Ontology annotation, molecular function: NMDA glutamate receptor activity; transmitter-gated monoatomic ion channel activity involved in regulation of postsynaptic membrane potential. Gene Ontology annotation, biological process: ionotropic glutamate receptor signaling pathway; modulation of chemical synaptic transmission; synaptic transmission, glutamatergic. The record is from RefSeq and is a predicted model, not a curated record. Gene Ontology annotation, cellular component: plasma membrane; postsynaptic membrane.
CUCGGUGAUGCUGAGAAGAUCUCCAGUGGCACAGCACCUCCUCCCUCAACGGCGCGCACAGCACCUCUCGCCUUCAGCAUUUGGAGUAGAUGGAACGGUUGCGCUACUUGCAUUUUAACCGAGGCUGCAUCCGCGUGCGCGUAAAACCAUUAAGGACAAGAACAAUUGGACAAGAAUAGAGCGAUGCCAUCUUGUGACGAAACCUCAAUCCAGUUGCGAAAGGAGCAGGAUGAAUUUAGUGCUCUCCAGAUUCUUGGCAUACCUUCAUGUCGGGCUCCAGGUCGCUCUCCAGAUGUUUAUUUACCCUUGUCAUCUGCAUCCCCAACCCUGUCACAUCCUGGCACGCAUUGGGCACACAGUGCGUUUGGGUGCGCUCCUGCCGACCCGCCAGCAGUCCAGGAUACAGGGCGCCCUCAACCGCGCCCUGGUCCACCUCCGGCAAAGUGGAAACAACUUCUUGCCGUACAAUUUGAGCUUGGAAGUAUUGUCCCGAGAACCACUCAAUGGAGACCCGGAGUCCAUGUUCAGGUGCGUGUGUCAGGAUAUCGUUGUUCAGGGAGUCUCGGCUGUGCUCGCGUUCCCUCAGAGCCACGAGGAGCUCAUACAAGUGGAGUUCAUGUCCUCAUUUUUGGAAAUACCUUUCAUCAGCAUCAUUGAACAGGGUGAACCUCUUAAGACACAGAACCGCUUCCAUUUGCAGAUGAUGACACGCACACCGCCUUCAGCAUUGUCAGAGCUGCUGUUAAUGGUGUUGCUGAAAGGAGGCUGGCAGGGCGGAGCGGCCGUUCUUUGUCCUGGAGGUGGGAACACAGGAAUGCUGGAAGAGCUCGAACAGCGGGGCCACCUAGGCUUGGAUGGAGCCCACUGGCACCUGUGGGAGACCCUCAACCUGUCCAGGCUUGAGGAAAAUGCAAGCGAAGACAAGGUGAUGGAGCUCCUCUCACAGCUCCUCAGCAGGACUCCUUCUGCUCCGGCAUCUUCCGCGGUGCUUUUCGGCUCAGACCCUGAAUGUACAGCCACAGUGCUGCGCAGUGCCCACCAGUUGAGUGUUGCAUUGCCCCCCAUGCACUGGAUCAUGGGAUAUCCGCUUAGUCUUGAUUCUCUACACUCCAUUGGCUCCCCCUUAGGUCUUCUGGCUUAUGGGGAGGUGAAUCGCAAGCCCCUGAACUUCUACAUUAGGGAUACCCUGCAGCUCAUUGGCAGGGCUGUGUAUGCGGCGACCAUGGUGAGACCGGACCUGGCACUCAUACAGAACAUGGUCAACUGCUUUGACAAGCCCAAUAAACAUGAGCUACCCUCUUCUGGACAGUACCUUGCCAGGUUCUUGUCGAACACUUCGUUCAUGGGGCUGACAGGCCCGGUGCGAGUACAGCGCUCGCUCUCCAGGGUCCUUACCUCCCAGCGCUUUCACAUAUGGAGCCUACAGCGGGACCCUCUGGGCCAGCCAAGUUGGGUGACCGUGGCAAGCUGGCAGUCGGGCCGUCUGGAAUUAGAAGAACAGAGCCUGUGGCCAGGCAUGACCCAGCACCACCGGGAGGGCGGCCCAGGGAUUAGGCUCGGCGGCCGCUGGCAAGCAGGGCUCCCGGUAGCGGGGAGCAGAUUGCGGGUCGUGACCUUGGUCGAGCACCCAUUUGUGUUCACACGGGAGGUGGACGAGGAGGGCCAAUGUCCAGCGGGUCAGCUGUGCCUCGACCCUCAAACCAACAGCUCUGAUGUCCUCAACCAGCUGUUCAGAGAGCUGGAGCAAACAAACAGCAGUUCACUGCCAACUGACAUGCGGAAAUGCUGCUAUGGAUACUGCAUUGACCUGCUGGAGAAGUUAGCCGAGGACAUGCACUUCGAGUUUGACCUCUACAUCGUAGGCGAUGGGAAGUACGGGGCGUGGAAAGGGGGUAGAUGGACUGGUCUGGUGGGCGACCUGCUCAGUGGCGUGGCGGAUAUGGCCGUCACCAGCUUUAGCAUCAACUCAGCUCGAAGCCGAGUGAUAGACUUCACUAGCCCCUUCUUCUCCACCAGUUUAGGGAUACUGGUGCGCAGCAAGGACACAGCUGCACCCAUCGGUGCUUUCAUGUGGCCCCUUCACUGGUCCAUGUGGGUGGGCAUCUUUGUGGCACUGCAUAUCACAGCUCUUUUCAUCACCCUGUACGAGUGGAACAGUCCAUUUGGCAUGACCCCGCAUGGACGCAACCGCAUCAGGGUCUUCUCUUACUCGUCUGCCCUGAACCUCUGCUACGCCAUUCUGUUCGGCCGGACCGUUGCCAGUAAAACUCCAAAGUGCUGGACGGGCCGCUUCCUCAUGAACCUUUGGGCCAUAUUUUGCCUGCUGGUUCUGUCCAGUUACACGGCCAACCUAGCAGCUGUCAUGGUGGGUGAGAAGACCUUUGAAGAAGUAUCAGGGAUUCAUGAUGUCAAGCUCCAUCACCCGUCUCUGGGGUUUCGCUUUGGCACAGUUCGAGAAAGCAGUGCUGAGGACUAUGUGAAAAAGAGCUUCCCUGAGAUGUACGAGUACAUGAGGCGCUUCAACAAGCCCACCACUCCGGAUGGAGUCUCUACACUCAAGACAGAUCCCCCUCAGCUAGAUGCCUUCAUCAUGGAUAAGGCUUUGCUGGACUACGAGGUGUCCAUAGACGCAGACUGCAAACUCCUGACUGUAGGAAAACCAUUUGCUAUUGAAGGUUACGGGAUCGGGCUGCCCCAGAACUCCCCUCUUACCCGAAACGUGUCAGAAUAUGUCAGCCGCUACAAGUCUGACGGUUACAUGGACAUGCUGCACGACAAGUGGUAUAAAGUAGUUCCCUGUGGGAAGAGAGUUUUUGCUGUGACAGAGACUCUACAGAUGGGUAUCCAGCAUUUCUCGGGGCUGUUUGUGCUGUUGUGCGUGGGGGUGGCAGGUGCUUUGCUUACUCUGCUGGGGGAGCACACUUUCUUCAGAUUCAUCCUGCCUUACCUCCGUCACCAGCAGAGAUUCAAAUACUGGCUCCACACCAGCCAGAAAAUCCACCGUGCAUUAAAUACGGGUUGUGAUAACGAGAGGAAAUCAGAGGUUGAGAGCAGUGACAGAUGUCCCACCUUGUGCCUGUCAGAGAACUGUAAUCUCCACCGCCUGCCACCCUCCUCUUCUUCUCCUCCGCCCUCCACCUCCUCAACGUCCCCUUCCACAUCUACAACCAAGUGGAACAAUCAGAGUGUCAAGGUUGGUCGAGAGGCCAAAGAGCAUAACAAGCGUGUCCACUUUAACCUGGAGACUCUCAACAGCUACCAGCUCCAAGCUCCAACCCAUGGGCCAGAAAGGGGCCGGAGGGGGUUGGUGGGAAGCCCACCCACCCAGUUGUGUUCCAAUGGUGGACCUAAUCUCAGUCUCAGCCUGGUGCUCUCACCCCCGGCCUGCUCGGGGCACUCAACGCCAUGGGAAGAGGAGCUGCGGGAGCUGCAAGGGAGGAUCGAGGAGUUUCGCGGCCAGCUCAGGGCCGCCCUGGCCAGGCGAGCCGAGCUCCAGCGGACCCUGGUCAGACAACGGUUCGGUCAGUCCCAGACAAGCUCAGCAUCUAAUCCCACCACCAACACCCUGGCCAAAGAUGUCAACAGGGGGAGGUGAUGUACGCUAUGUGUCCGGACACUCACAAAGGCAGUGGAUAUGAGAGGAUAAGGGACAUCCUCUCAUCUGAGAAGUCAUGCUGUGCUAUUUUAUGCCUUCUCCUUUCUCAAUGACUGCUGGAGUGCUGCAGUGAUGGAUGAAACACUCUGUGAUGGAAAUUCAGCUUGUAAUCCUGCAGUUUGGCUGACUUCCAGCUCCAGAGAGAAAGCAUUUAUCCUUGUAUGUGUGUGUGCGUGCGUCCGUGUGCGUAUAUGUGUGUGUGUGUGUGUUUAAAGUCAGACAACUGGACAGAGAACAGACAGUUAAUGCACCAUUCACUGCUGGCCAAGGUGAAUAUCUGCACCCACAGACGUCCAGCAUGAAAAUGGCUUCUUUUUGUAAAUAAUUCAAUGGGAUUACUUAGUGGGAUAAGCAGCAAUGGACCUUGUCUCAGCCUCGGACGGCAGGCCCAUGGACCACCCACAGUCCGAUCAAUGACUGUCUGCUGCAUAUUGCACACAAAAAUAACAUCUCUAGUUCUGAUCUGAAUGGCAGGUGUUUAGCAACUUUUUGGGAAUAAUGGCACACAUAUUUUUUUUAACAGUCCGGCCUGGUCAUGUUAAGGGUUGAUACAACGAGGAAGAACUAAUCACUGAAUUUGAUUAGUUCUUAUUUUAGUUAGUAGCAAGUUAGCUAUAUAUCCAUGAGCAGAACUGUAUUCAGCUUUGUUUUCUGAAUUAUGUUCAUGAAAGAACUUCAGACAGAAAUUCAGAUCACUGUCUCAUUUUCUGCUAUUUUUUAGAUGUUUUUUGUGCAGCCAUUGUUGGAAAUAGGCAGAAUGGUGCACCUAUUCAUAAUUGAAAUCAUGGCCGUUUAUUAUUAACAAUUCGCCCCCACAAAUUAUGUUUUAUUUAGUUUUUGUUCCUUUGUUGCUACAUUGUACUAAAUAGUUAAAUUGUGGUCACGUUGUAGUAAUUUGUUCCCUCAUUUUAAUAAAAACAGGCAAAUGAAUUAGUACAACGUAGCUAUGAUUUAACUAAAACAAGCUAACAAAUGAAUAAGUCAUGGCCACAAUAUCUUGUUUUUUUUAUUUGCAUGUUAUGUGCAGAGCCCUGUACAUUUUUCCAGUCUUUUAUCACUAUUAUUAUGAUCAGUGUUGGGGAAAGUUACAUUUAAAAGUAAUACAUUACAAUAUUGCAUUACCCCCUUAAAAAAGUAACUAAUUGCAUUACUUAGUUACUUUUUUUUUAUGGAACAUUACAUUAUUUUUUUCUCAUCUGGACUGGGCUGUUUGUUUGUUUGUUUUUAUAAUGUAAAAUGUAAAGGCCAUUUCACACCAAAAGUGAAACGAAUAAGCCUCAGGCUGAAGGAGAUGCAAAUUCACAGCUGUACAACAGAGGGUGCAGUUCAAACAAACAAGCCUUUCAGCUGUGCUGUCAUUCUGAAAUACAGAAGAAUAGGACACAGGGGAAGUAAAUGCUCACAUUUAGUCUAGAACUAGUCCGGAAUAACCAUCAUGUUUACACAGCGCACACAACACCUCUACACUUACUCCCAAUUUCCCUCAACAUGUGAACAGGAGAGGUGUCAAUCAAUAAAUGAGAAAACUUGUGUUACUUAUUUGAAAAUAUAAAAGUAAUGCGUUACUUUACUUGAAAAAAGUAAUCUGAUUACUUAACUCGCAGUACUUGUAAUGCGUUACCACUAACGCUGAUUAUGAUAUUAUCCAUUUCAGAUAAUCCUGGCACUAAAGGGCACAUAAAAACAAACUGGUCGGUCGCUUUACAUGUCAGUCAGGCGGCCUCUUCCUGUCUGAGUGGGCCAUUCCAGGCCAAAAUAAGCUGCCAUGGACCAAACUUCAAAUUUUGAUUAAGCCACUACUUGUCUUGCUGUGGUGUACUUUUUCCACACUUACAAUGUUUGAAUAAAUAUAUUGUUUGCUUGUGUGUUUUAAUGGUGAUAAAGUAUGAUUCUGUUUGAGAUGUUUGACCCUCAAAUGUCACGAGCCUCCUAUAUAUAAUCUAAAUGUUAUAAAGUCUGAAAGAGUUAUUGCAUUUACUAUUAUUAAUAAACAGAUUUUCAAAUAA